Molecule: messenger RNA, 1116 nt
Organism: Cladocopium goreaui
Lineage: Eukaryota; Dinophyceae; Suessiales; Symbiodiniaceae
Source: the annotation of a GenBank genome assembly
AUGGGUGAAGCUGAAGGUGUGGAGGUGCAGAGAGGGCCACUCGGUGGAACCGUGAGUCGAUCUGAGUGGGAGACUGAGAUGUCUUGCCAGACCGGGAUGAACCAUCGCUGGUUUGUGGGUGGGCCUGAUGCAAAGGAGUGGAAGUUCAAAUGUGAAGCUGGAUUCAUGUACAGUGACCGCACCCCUGAGCAAGCAUCUGGCAAGAAGAUUGACAUCGUACCUCACACAGGUAUUGCAGUCUUUGGAAAGGAGUACUUUUUUGGAGGAGGUCCCCAGACUGGAAUUCCUGGGCAAUCCGUACCCGUGCCAGUAGCGCAGGUGCUGGAACUUGGCCAGACCUCCAAAACUUGUGAGGAGUUGGAAACGUACAUCCGCAACGUGCUGUCGUUGGAACAUACUGAGCAGAAGUAUGACCUGCUCAAGCACAACUGCAAUCACUAUGCAGAUGAUGUGGCAAAAUUUCUUUUGGAUGGAAGAGGAUUGCCAAGCAGUAUCGUCAACGUUGCAGAAGAAGCACUUUCUACCCCACAGGGUCAGUCCUUGAAAGUCAUGAUCGAGAACAUGGAACGAAGCAUGCGUUCAGGAGGUACAUCUAUGAAUCCCUUUGGUUCCGCUGCUCCGCCUGCAGUGCCUGCUCCCCUUGCUGCACCAGAUGAGUCUUCAGGAGAGUUGAAGGUUGCUCUUGCAGAGCUUGCCAAGAAUGAGACAGAGGUCCGAAGAACCGCCUUGCAGAUGCUGCUGAAGAUGACAAAGAACGUGGAGGAUAAUCCCAGUGAGACCAAGUUCCGGAGGAUUAAGAUGGCAAAUCCCGCCCAGAUCUCAGUUCUCAGCCAUGCUGUCACGAUGGUAGAGGGCCAACAACGCUGGCAGGGUAGCAUUGUGGUAGGAUUUGAGCCAAAGGCGAAAGGGCUCAGAAAUGGUUCAUGCAAAAACGACAUCAAACACCUGCAAUCAUACGGUCACAUUUACGUCUCCACAUUGUUUCAUACGUAUAAAUAUGACUAUGACUAUUCAUUACAAGAUUGUACAAGUACAUUUGCAUGUGGGCACAUAGAUACAUGUAAACGCAUUGUACAUGUAGCACAUAUGCAGAUGAACCCAUUAGAUUCUUACUAG